AUGAAAUAUGGAAAUAGGGUUGAUACUUCGGUUCUCUUCUUUGAAAAUGUUGCAAAAAAAAGGGCAUUAUUUAAUAAUUGCGAUAUUUCUUCUAAUACUGGAAGAUUGGUCAGGUUCAUUGGAUCUGGAUUCACCUGUACAAUGAUGAAUUGCAAAUUAUCAGAUAAUACAGAAAAGCCUACUUCCUACAAAUUUACAGUAGAUGGAACUCGUUUUUCUCAAAUUAAAUUAAAUAUUAAGGUUCAGUGCUCUGAAAUAACUCCUCCUCGAACACAUGUUUCCACCCCUCACUCGACUCCUUUUAAAACAAUUUAUGCCACAUUUCAAUCCACACCAGUAUUAACACCACAAAGUACUCCUCAGAGAACACCAAUGCAUUCAAUUAAAAUCGAUAGAUUUUAUAUUGACAGACAAUUUAACAAUAAAUUAGUCAAAAGGAGAUGA
This is a messenger RNA of Trichomonas vaginalis G3, 444 nucleotides long. RefSeq lists its product as uncharacterized. The coding region runs from base 1 to 444 and encodes 147 amino acids. The transcript has a single exon. Lineage: Eukaryota; Parabasalia; Trichomonadida; Trichomonadidae. The record is from RefSeq and is a predicted model, not a curated record.